Messenger RNA from Microsporum canis CBS 113480, 2013 nucleotides. RefSeq names its product aorsin. Gene Ontology annotation, biological process: proteolysis. Gene Ontology annotation, molecular function: serine-type endopeptidase activity; tripeptidyl-peptidase activity. The record is from RefSeq and is a predicted model, not a curated record. Lineage: Eukaryota; Fungi; Ascomycota; Eurotiomycetes; Onygenales; Arthrodermataceae. The coding region runs from base 1 to 2013 and encodes 670 amino acids. The transcript has a single exon.
AUGUCUACGAUGAUUUUUAUGUACUUCAUUUACAUCGUCCUCUACGCAUCGGGAAUUGCAGCCAACCUUAGCUACCACGUCCAUGAAAAACGAUCCAUUCCUGUCUGGUGGCAAAGAGUGUCUCGUAUAGAUCCCCAUGCUUUUCUCCCGCUGACGAUCGCAUUGGCUCAGCAAAACCUAGAACAUGCCGAAGACUACCUUCUCAGCGUGUCUGAUCCAAGCUCGCCUCAGUAUGCUCAAUAUUGGACGGCUGAAGCUGUUGCGGCGAAGUUUGCGCCAAGCGAGCCCACCGCAAGAAAAGUGAUGAGCUGGCUCAAUCAAUCCGGUAUUGCUCCCGCUGGGGUUCGCAGAUCCAAAAGUGGUGGGGAACUUUACAUGAAUAUAACAGCUCAGGAGGCAGAGAAGCUGCUUCAUACAACUUUCUACAUCUAUAAGCACCAACUGACCAACAAAACCUUGGCAAUAUGCGAAAAAUACAGCGUCGCUACAUUCGUUGAGAAGUAUGUUGACUUUAUCACCACUACGGAGCAAUUUCACCAUGGGCUGCGGCGCCGAAGCUUCCAAGAUCCAGAACCGAGGAUGCCAUCUGGAAAAUCGCCCGGCCACUAUGUAGAGCUCGCGGAUGACAGUUUUCCUUUUCCUUACCUUUCUUUUGGUUCAUCAGUUGGUCUUCUCAAGAACAAGAUAUUAUCUGAUUCCUUACCAUCUAAUUGCGACAAACUCAUAACGCCCGACUGCCUACGCGCACUCUACCACAUCCCCGUCAGAAAUACCUCGCAUCCGGACAAUUCUCUUGGGAUUAUUGAAUUUACAUGGGUAGGGUAUCUGGAGAGUGAUCUGGAUAAAUUCUUUAACAUUUUCCAACCAUCAAUGGUUGGUAAUCGACCAAAAUUUGAGUCUAUUGAUGGCGGAUUUAUCCAAACCCUGGUCCCUAGCUUUGCAUUUAAUGGAGAGGCCGAUCUCGAUAUCGAAUAUGCCAUGGCAUUGACACACCCACUUAAUAUAACAAAUUACCAGGUUGGAGACAUAUGGAGCUUGGGCAACAUGAACAACUUUCUCGCUUCUCUCGACUCUACCUAUUGCUCAGCGGUCGAUCCGGUGUAUGACCCAAUCUAUCCUGAUCCUACUCCGGCUAACCCCCCUCUACCCAGUGGGUAUAACUCUUCGGACUGUGGUACACAUAAACCUACCAAAGUGAUCUCAAUAUCAUAUGCAUACGAGGAGGGUGAAUUUAGUCCUGCUUAUGAGCGUCGCCAGUGUCUGGAAUAUCUCAAACUUGGUCUCCAGGGUGUUACCGUUGUCUUUGCGUCUGGCGACCACGGUACCGCUACAAGAGAUGGGAUGUGCGGGAAUACAGUUAUAGACAGCAACCAGAUCUCUGAUCAUGAGCCUAGUUAUGUACCUACUUUUCCAUCGACAUGCCCAUAUGUAACUUCUGUUGGCGGCACUCAGGUACCAGCCAACGGUAGUGUUCUUGAUGCUGAAGUUGCAUUCGACACCAUCAUAACUAGUUCAGACGGCAAUGUUAGCUCACGCCUUACCUCCGCGGGUGGCUUCAGCAACGUCUUCGCUGUCCCUGGUUAUCAAGCUACGGCUACUAGAGACUAUCUACAGCGUCUUCAAAACAAAUAUACCCUCCCCGUCAACCUAAACGUGACUGGAUUUGGGAGUGGCCGUGGUUUUCCAGAUGUAGCGGCCAACGCGGCCGCGUAUGCUACUGCUGUGAAUGGGAAACUAGUGAAAGUAUAUGGGACAUCAGCAUCAGCCCCUGUCUUUGCCUCGGUCAUUGCGUGGAUUAACGAUGCUCGAUUGAAUAUGGGGAAACAACCAGUGGGCUUUGUAAACCCAGUGUUAUAUGCAAAUCCUCAAGUCCUGAACGAUGUGGCCAAGGGAUCAAAUUACGAUUGUGCUAAUCUACCGGCUUAUCACGCGUCUUCUGGGUGGGAUCCGGUGACGGGGUUGGGGACGCCAAACUUCGAUCGUAUGCUUGAUCUUUUUCUACAGUUGUCUUGA